This is a messenger RNA of Ipomoea nil (Japanese morning glory), 1616 nucleotides long. RefSeq names its product AT-hook motif nuclear-localized protein 15-like. NCBI's taxonomy places the organism in Eukaryota, Viridiplantae, Streptophyta, Magnoliopsida, Solanales, Convolvulaceae. The coding region runs from base 479 to 1399 and encodes 306 amino acids. Gene Ontology annotation, cellular component: nucleus. The transcript has 3 exons. The record is from RefSeq and is a predicted model, not a curated record. Gene Ontology annotation, molecular function: minor groove of adenine-thymine-rich DNA binding; DNA-binding transcription factor activity.
AUAAAUGUUCAGGUGGCACCACGACCAGUUGUCUGGACUUUCAGUGGAAAAGACGCACAAAAACCGAGUGCAGAAGAUAAAACCCCAAUUAAGGCAGUGGAAAUCUAGGUUAUCCACCGGCACCGGGAGCCGGUGGCGCACACAACUAAACCCACACUCUCUGCAAAACCGUCCCACGCUAACAUUCGCUGUCACCUUUCUACCUAGCUUAGCGUACGCCAGGCUGAAUCUCACCGUCAUAUCGUACUUCAACUUCAGAAACAGAAUUCAAGAAUCAAGCAAUCUUCAAGUACAGUACAAUCCUCAUUAAACCCUAGCCCGUACCAACCGAAUCUGCCAAGCUAACGAAGAAGAUGACUCCAUGAAGACGAAGAGUGGCUGGCGAUUGAAUAUAUUAUAUUAUCUUGGAGAGAGAAGGGUACAGUACAGUAGCGUUAUCAGAUUCUGAGGUGUAGAGAUUAGAUUUGUGGUGAAGGCUAUGGCGAAUAGGUGGUGGACUGGGACUCUAGCUAUGAAUCAAAUGGAGAUGAAAAGCCAUCUUGGGUUGAGGAGGGAGCCGGAAUUUAUCGGCGGCGGCGGCGGCGGCGAUGGCGGCGCCACCACGACCACGACGAACAGUAGUGGGAGUCAGAGUCAGAACCCUAGUGAGGGUGGGAACCAUGGCGGCCAAGAAGAGGAGGUGAAUAAUAAUGAGCAAGAAGGGGAGGAGCAGAACGGAGGUGGGUCGUCCGGUCGGCGGCCGCGGGGGAGGCCGCCGGGGUCGAAGAACAAGCCGAAGCCGCCGAUUGUGGUGACGAAGGAGAGCCCCAACGCGCUAAGAAGCCACGUGAUGGAGAUCAGCAGCGGGAGCGACAUCGUGGAGACCAUCGCCGCCUUCGCGCAGCAGCGCCACCGCGGCGUCUCCGUCCUCAACGGCAGCGGCAUCGUCACCAACGUGAACCUCCGCCAGCCCGCCGUGCCCGGCGGGGUCAUUACGCUGGAAGGAAGAUUCGAGAUACUCUCCUUAUCCGGCGCGUUCCUCCCGGCGCCUUCCCCGCCCGGAGCCUCGGGAUUAACGGUGUACCUCGCCGGCGGACAGGGCCAAGUCGUGGGCGGGAAUGUGGUGGGUUCUCUGGUGGCUUCAGGCCCGGUGAUGGUCAUCGCCGCCACCUUUACAAACGCAACCUACGAAAGAUUGCCACUGCAGGAGGAAGAGCCGCCGCCGCCGCAGGCGGCGGCGGCGAAUGAAGCUAUGCAACUGCAGCCACCGUCGGAAGUGGAAGCCGCCGCCGCCGCAGAUCCACCAUCUUCUUCCUCCCUCCCUUUAUACAACUUACCUCUCAACUUGUUCUCCAAUGGCCAUAUGCCCCAUGAAGCCUUCUGGUCUCCUCCGCCGCGCCCGCCGCCAUCAAAUUAUUGAGCAAGAACGAGAAAUAAAUCAAAAAAAACCAGAAGGAGAUAUAUAGGAGAAAGAUCAUAUGAAACUUCACAAUCUCUCAUGAUCUGCAACCUUUUCUUAUUUGCCUUUUAAUCUUUCUUCUUCCUCUAUGUAAAUCACUCUCUUGUUAGGUUUUCCCUUUCUGGGCUGUAACUUUGAAACUUGAAUUAGAGCAAUAAAUCUCCUUUCCUUCUCCAUC